CAACAUUUCAACAUCCCCGAUUCGAUCCGCGACGGCGCCACAGCAACACACCAUACCUAGCUCUUCCUUCCCGAACCCUCGCGCCGCCGCAUCUUCCUACACCCAAGCCCUAAACACCACCGCCCUCUCAAAUCUCUUUCCCCUCGAUCCAUGGCCGCCGCCGCCGCCGCCACCGCGCCAUCCCGCAAGACGGAGACCUACACCGACACCAAGCGCCGCGACGAUGUGCGCGGCGCCAACAUCGCCGCCGCGCGCGCCGUCGCCGACGCCGUGCGCACCUCGCUGGGCCCCCGUGGCAUGGACAAGAUGAUCUCCUCGGGCGACCAGGCGCAGGAGGUCAUCAUCACCAACGACGGCGCCACCAUCCUCUCCCGCAUGGCGCUCCUCCAGCCCGCCGCGCGCAUGCUCGCCGAGCUAUCCCGCUCGCAGGACGCCGCCGCUGGGGACGGCACCACGACCGUCGUCGUCCUCGCUGGAUCCCUCCUCCGCCGCGCCCAGUCGCUCCUCUCCGCCGGGGCCCACCCCACCGCCGCCGCCGACGCCCUCCACCGCCUCGCCACGCGCGCUGUUGAGAUCCUCCACGCCAUGGCCAUCCCCAUUGAGCUAUCCGACCGGGAGUCCCUCGUCAAGUCCGCGUCCACUGCUCUCAACUCCAAGGUCGUCUCCCAGUACUCCACCCUCCUCUCGCCCCUCGCCGUCGACGCCGCCCUCUCUGUGGUGGAUCCCGCUCACCCUGACCUUCUGGACCUCCGUGACAUCCGCAUCGUCAAGAAGCUUGGUGGCACCGUGGACGAUACUGAGCUCGUCCGUGGCCUCAUCUUUGACAAGAAGGCUAGCCAUGCUGCUGGGGGCCCAAGUCGGGUGGAGAAUGCCAAGAUCGCUGUCAUACAGUUCCAAAUCUCACCACCUAAGACUGACAUUGAGCAGAGCGUCAUUGUAUCGGACUAUGCACAGAUGGACCGCAUCCUACGUGAGGAGCGCAAUUACAUCCUCGGGAUGGUCAAGAAGAUCAAGGCAGCUGGAUGUAAUGUCUUGCUCAUUCAGAAGAGCAUCUUGCGGGAUGCGGUCACUGACUUGUCUCUGCACUAUCUUGCUAAGGCAAAGAUUCUGGUGGUGAAGGACGUGGAGAGGGAUGAGAUAGAGUUCAUCACCAAGACCCUAAACUGCCUUCCCAUUGCCAACAUUGAGCACUUCCGCACGGAUAAGCUUGGGUAUGCAGAUGUUGUUGAGGAAAUCUCUGUUGGGGAGGGCAAGGUUGUGAAGAUCACUGGUAUCAGAGACAUGGGUAGGACCGCAACUGUACUUGUCAGGGGAUCGAACCAGUUGGUUAUUGAUGAAGCUGAACGCAGUCUCCAUGACGCCCUCUGUGUCAUAAGGUGCUUGGUCAACAAGAGGUUUUUGAUUGCUGGUGGUGGUGCUCCAGAAAUAGAGAUGUCAAUGCAGCUGGCUGCUUGGGCAAAGGAACUUCGAGGGAUGGAGAGUUACUGCAUCAAGGAGUUUGCUGAGGCACUUGAGGUCAUUCCUUACACACUUGCUGAGAAUGCUGGGCUCAACCCAAUCUCCAUCGUCACUGAACUCAGGAAUCGCCAUGCCAGAGGUGAGAAGAACGCUGGCAUCAAUGUGAGGAAAGGGCAGAUCACAAACAUCCUGGAGGAGAAUGUCGUGCAGCCUUUGCUGGUGAGCACAAGUGCCAUUACGCUAGCCUGCGAGUGUGUCAGAAUGAUCUUGAAGAUUGAUGACAUUGUCACUGUUAGGUAAAGAGCGUGAAGUCGGUGGUCAUGUCAGCCUGCUCUGUUCUGUCUGGAUUGAUAUUAGUUAGGUUACUACUUAAUGUAGAACUUUAUUGCGUGUUUUUGGAUGUUUUAAACACGUGGUUUUGAUGUUAGUACGGAGAGGACAGUAAUGUACCCUAUCCUUGCAUGAAACUACCAGGGCUGCACCUGCGAUAUCCAUUUUCUUUUGAUUGGCCGUCUAUGCCUUUGUUUCCGUUGCCGCUUACAUGUAAGGCAUGCUUUUCCAUGAAAUUUUGCGCAGGUUGUGUUGUAAACUGUUAUUAGCUUUAUCAUCUUAUAUAUGUUUUUUUAAA
Molecule: messenger RNA, 2086 nt
Organism: Sorghum bicolor (sorghum)
Lineage: Eukaryota; Viridiplantae; Streptophyta; Magnoliopsida; Poales; Poaceae
Product: T-complex protein 1 subunit delta
Exons: 2
Coding region: 151-1758 (535 amino acids)
Biological process (GO): protein folding
Cellular component (GO): chaperonin-containing T-complex
Molecular function (GO): ATP-dependent protein folding chaperone; ATP hydrolysis activity; ATP binding
Source: RefSeq, a predicted model, not a curated record